UAUGAUUCUAGAUUAACUAGUGAUUGUACCAGAUCGUAGGUAUUCAUUGAAUUUGUUUUUGUGAUAGAAGAUAGCAAAGUGGGAUUUUGCAUACCGCAGUUAUGUGUUUCCAGUAUCAAUUUAAAAUCGUUUUAUGGUGAUAAUAUGUCAAAACCAAACAUAAGAAAAAUAACAGUUGACCCUUCGAAAUGUAACACAGACUCUCGACGACCUAGCGUAUUUGAGAGGUUGGGUACCAAACCACCAGCAACUUCCACCGGCCAAAACAAUUCCGAUUACUGUAGAAAUUGGGCUCUGAAUGGCAGUUGUUCGUACGGGAAGAGUUGCAAGUACGCAAUCACGCACACACUGAUCAGCCCAUCAAAACGUGUGAAGAAAGAUAAUGCUCCUACAAGUACAACUGUGCCUAGCGAAGAUCCAUUCAAGCGAGUCACUUCAAAAAUUGUAAAAAAGACAUCUCAUAGUCCUGACCUUAAUUUGGAGGAGUGGAACCAGACAGAUCUGGAAUACGAAGACGAAAAAGCUCUAGAAAGAAGACUUCAGCUCUUACAAAGAGAGUUAGAAUUACAAAUGAAGAAAGACAAGGAAAUUCAUGGCAAAGAAAAGACAACAAAGCACAAAAAAAAAGCUAUGAGCUCAUCAUCUAGUUCUCACAGCUCUAGCACAUCCAGCAGCAGCAGUAGCUCUAGUAGUGAUGAUUCUUCAUCUAGCUCCACUUCAGAUUCUCGCAAGAAAGUCAAGAAGGUUAAGUCCAAACGACAUCAUAGUGCAUCUUCAGAUUAUGAUGAAGACAAGGAACGAAAAAAGAAGCUCAAGCUGAAAAGACUGGGAACAAAGAAUGAAAAACUUAUUGUGAAAAAGAAACGCAAGAUUGAAGUGUUGAGCAAAAAAGAACCUGUUGUAAAGGCGCCUAAGAAAGUUGCUAUUUCUUCAUCCAGAAAGCACUCUUCUACCAGGGUUAAAUCACCAACUGUGUCAGCACAUGCUUCCUCCAGUAAAGUAAAGGAAAGAAACCGGAGUGAAUCCCCAAAACCAAGGAAUAGGGAAGUGGAGAAAGAUAAGCAUCAUAAAAAAAUUAGAGAAGAUGAGCCAUCAAUGAAAGAUAUAGUGAAGAAUAAGGCUACUGAUAAAUCUAAAGAAUCUGAUAAAAACAAAAGCCGCAUUGUCGAAGAUCGCGGAAAAACUGACGACAAAUCAAAACACAGAGUAAAAGAUAAAGAAAGACGUUCUAGAACACCACCUAUUGAUAAAUCUAAGCACCAGUAUCCUAAAGAUUUUACCAACACAAAAUCGAGGCGCAGUCGAACUCCAGAGAAACCAUUGAGGUCUAAACGCGAGGCAACUCCGCUUCGUCACCAGGAGAGUAAAGUAUCCUCAGGAAGAUCCAGAGAGAUAGAUAAAAAAGAACGUGAUCUGUACAAAGGAGAUCGAAACAAAGACAAAGACGACAUUCGCAAAAAUGAUCAAUCCAAAUCAAAGCCUUCGUCUAGUCAAGAAGACUCUCAUCGUAAAAAUGCAGUUCGAGAUAUCGAGGAGAAAAAUUAUGGCAGUGAACGCAAUCGGCAACGAAGCAAGGAACGUAGAGACAAGGAGCACAACUUAAGAGACGAUAGAAGUCAUUCAAGAUUAGGCAGAGAUCAACGUGAUUCUCAGCGAGAAAAAGAGCGAGAAGAUGUACAGGAAAGGUGUCGAGAUAGACAACGAGAACGAGAUCGUGAAAAAGAUGCAGUUAAAGUUCGAGAAAGAGAUAUACCACCACUCAUGGCAACAACGGCUAUUAAUCCUAUGGAUAAGAAUGGUCGGUAUGGCCGAGACAAGGAUAGAUACAAAGAUGGAGGGGUUGACAAAAGUGGACAGAGAGAUAGACGGAGUGAGAGAGACCGAGAAAGGUCAGAAAAACCUUUGGAUCGAGACAGAGCCUUACAACGAUUUGAUGCUCGCUAUGACAGAUCUUUGGAUAAAGAAAUGUUGCCUCACAAAGGUGUGGAGAGAGACAGACAAGAGCGUUUUCCAAGAGAAAGAUCUCUCGAUCGUGUAGUUGACAAAAACAUAUCUGCAGGAGCUCGUGACCAUGCUUUGGAACGAGAAAAUCUUUAUGAUCGGGACAGGCAUAGAAGAUUCAAUCCUAGAUUUGACAGAGGGCAUCCAGCCGAUCACGAGCGUAAGGAGCCACCUCAUAUUCCAUCCAAAAUAGACAGACUACCGGAACGAAGAGAUGGGUCUAGACGCAGCCUAGAAAUAGAGAGAAACUACGAUAGGGGUUACGCUCGAUUACCACCUGAGCAUUGGGAAGAACCUGAGGAACCUCCAAGAGUUGAUUAUCGAGAUCACCACGCUCACGAAGAUGAGAGACGUAAACCUAUGGAGCCAAGAAGAUACAACAGCCCUUUUGAAGAAAGACGAGCUAGAGAUGAACGACCAUCACGCUAUGCUAUGCAGAGUGAAAGGCCUUUUGAAGAUCCACAUCUACCCAUAUUUGCGGGUGAAAAAAUGAGACCUGGUGUAAACAGAGAUGAAAGUAGUAGUGACAAUUGGGACGUUCAUCAUGAGAUGGAGCAUGGCAGUAGAGACCGGAAUUACCAAACUACUGAGUGGGAGGAACGCGAAUGGAGAGCAGCUCGACCUCCGAUGUGGGAUAGAGAAAGUCCUCCACAUUCAGAGGUUCAUGAAGAAGAAUGGGCUGCACGCUACGACAGCCCUAUGCCUGAUUGGAAGUUGAAUGAAGGCAGAAAAUGGGACACCUUACCCCAUAAUCCACCCCACAAUCCACCUCACAUCCGAGGACCCUACAGAAAUGAAAGAAUCAAAGAAAUAGACUUGGGAGAACUACAUGGCAAACGACGUCCACCCUACAGUACUCCGGAAUUGAGAGAUGAAUGCUCUGCUCAUGGGUCAAAACAAGGAUCUUUACACGGUAGCAUGAAGGAAGAACCGAUAAAUAAAAAAUUGAUGGAAUUGGCAGAGGGUAGGGUCAGGAGAAGUAGAGAGAAAUCUGUUGAAAAUUUUCAGAAAAGAAUUCCACAACGCGAAAAAUCGGAAGUUAAAGAAUCCCCUUUGGCUGCAGAACCUAAACGUCCAUGCUUGGAUGAAUCUCUUCAAACUUUGCAUACGGAGAGUGAUUUGAGUGAUAUCAGCGAUGAUCCUGAUGAUAUUUUGAAUAUGGAAGAAGAAGAAAGUGAAACAUCAAAAUUGCCCUUGCCUAAAAAAAGUACAGAGAUUAAUGAACGAGACAUACAACCUGUACCAACUCCAGAAGCUUUACAGUUAUCACCAAAAGAAAUUGUAGAAGAAACUAUAUUUACCAAGGAAAAAGACACAAACGAACAAAUGGAAUUCAGAAAUAUCGAAGAAGAAAAUAUUGAGAAUAUGGACUUUGAAGAAAUAUCCGAUGGAGAACUUGAAGAGGAUAUUAAGACAAGCGGCAAGGGCUUGGGAGAUGCUUUGGGUGUAGAUUGGGAAAGUUUAGUCAAAGAAUCUCAGCCUCGUCGAGUUCUUACCAUGAAUCAAAAUACUGCUCAAAGUCGCUGGCAAUGUAAAGCUAUAUUUCAGCGCAUUGGUAUCUCUAUGAAAUAUGCAGGCGCGGAAAUGGUAGAGUCCAUAACAAAGAAGUACAGCACAGAUGAUGCUGAUAAAUUUCUUCUUAAUGAUGUCGCUCUUCUACACACUGCGCUCGUGAGACAGCAAUUUAUGAGUCGCACAUCAAGAACUUCAUUAAUCAGCGAAAAUUUAUUAUGCAGAAAUUAUGCUGAGCCAAAUGAGGACGAUGAUGAAGAAACUCUGCAACCUUGCACGAGCUUGUGUGAAGAAGCAAAGAAAUUAUUACAGAAAGUUGCAUAGAUAUUUUUCAUCUGCAUUGCAAUUGUUAAUACUUUUAUCUUUGUAUAACCAUAGUCACUUAGAAUCUACUAGGGAGAAUUGUACGUAUU
Diprion similis is the source of this 3926-nucleotide messenger RNA. RefSeq names its product zinc finger CCCH domain-containing protein 13-like. The record is from RefSeq and is a predicted model, not a curated record. Gene Ontology annotation, molecular function: metal ion binding. The transcript has 8 exons. Lineage: Eukaryota; Metazoa; Arthropoda; Insecta; Hymenoptera; Diprionidae. Gene Ontology annotation, cellular component: RNA N6-methyladenosine methyltransferase complex. The coding region runs from base 145 to 3837 and encodes 1230 amino acids.